Gracilinanus agilis (Agile Gracile Mouse Opossum) is the source of this 2969-nucleotide messenger RNA. Its product is annotated as zinc finger protein 665-like. The transcript is spliced from 4 exons. Gene Ontology annotation, biological process: regulation of DNA-templated transcription. Bases 7 to 1800 code for a protein of 597 amino acids. The record is from RefSeq and is a predicted model, not a curated record. Lineage: Eukaryota; Metazoa; Chordata; Mammalia; Didelphimorphia; Didelphidae.
CUGAAGAUGGAAGGUAAAUCCUUGUCUCUCACUCCUCAUGAAUGGGGGCAGCUGGAAUUAUCUGAAAUGAUCCUCUGUAGAGGUGCAAACCAGGAAAAUUAUGAAGACAUAAUCUCCUUGGAUGAUAAACUAAGUAUGGAUAUCAGAGAAUCAAUCCAAAAACAAGAACUUCACAAGAAAUUUCACCCACCUUGCCAGCUUAGCAGCAAGGUUUCCGGGGAUCUAGGAGGUGGAGAAUCUGGUGAACAAGAAAGCAGAUUAGAAAAAAACAAGAGAAACACUACUAGAAGAAAACAAUAUAAAUGUGAGGAGUGUGGAAAGUGUUUUGCUCAAAGUUCAGGUUUGAGUAAACACAGGAGAAUUCACACUGGAGAAAAACCUUAUGAGUGUAACGCAUGUGGGAAAGCCUUUAUUGGGAGUUCAGCUCUUGUUAUACACCAGAGAAUCCACACUGGAGAAAAACCUUAUGAGUGUGAAGAAUGUGGGAAAGCCUUCAGUCACAGUUCAGAUCUUAUUAAACAUCAGAGAAUCCACACAGGUGAGAAACCCUAUGAAUGUGAUGAUUGUGGGAAAACUUUCAGUCAGAGCUGUAGCCUUCUUGAACAUCACAGAAUCCAUACUGGGGAGAAACCUUAUCAAUGUAGUAAAUGUGGAAAAGCUUUCAGGCGGAGUUCACAUCUUCUCAGGCAUCAGAGAAUCCACAUCGGAGAGAAACCCUACAAAUUUAAUGAAUGUGGGAAAUCGUUCACUGUGAGCUCAUCCCUAACUCGGCAUCAGAGAAUUCCUACUGGAGAGAAACCUUAUAAAUGUAAUGAAUGUGGGAAAGCUUUUUUAUCAAAACUUAUUACUCAUCAGAGAGUUCAUACAGGAGAGAAAUCUAGUAGUUUUGACACAUGUGGAACAACCUUCAAACAGCAUUCAGAAUUAGUUAAAUGUCGAAAAAUUUGUUCAGGGAAGAAAACAUACAAGUGUAAUGACUGUGAGAAAAUCUUUAGUGACCGCUCAAACUUUAUUCGUCAUCAGAGGAUUCAUACUGGAGAGAAACCCUACAAAUGUAAGGAAUGUGGGAAAGCCUUCAGCCAGAGUUCAUCCCUUAUUGAACAUCAAAGAACUCAUACUGGAGAGAAACCCUACAAAUGUAAUGAAUGUGGGAAAUCAUUCACUGUGAGCUCAUCCCUAACUCAGCAUCAGAGAAUUCAUACUGGAGAGAAACCUUAUAAAUGUAAUGAAUGUGGGAAAGCCUUCAGUGAUUGCUCAUCCUUUACUCAACAUCAGAGAAUUCAUACUGGGGAGAAACCUUAUAAGUGUAAUGAAUGUGGGAAAGCCUUUAGUGAUUUUUCAUCUCUCACUCAACAUCAGAGAAUUCAUACAGGAGAGAAACCCUAUAAGUGUAAUGAUUGUGGUAAAGCUUUUAGCCGUAGUACACACCUAACUCAACAUCAAAGAACUCAUACUGGAGAAAAACCCUAUGAAUGCAAUGAAUGUGGGAAAGCCUUCACUGCACAUUCAACCUUUACUCAACAUCAGAGAAUUCAUACUGGAGAGAAACCCUAUGAAUGCAGUGAAUGUGGAAAGGCUUUUCCUGAAAGUUCCUCACUUACAAAACAUCAGCGAGUUCAUACUGGAGAGAAGCCAUAUGAAUGCAAUGAAUGUGGGAAAGCCUUUAGCCAGAGCACGCAUCUUAUUCAGCAUCAUAGGAUUCAUACUGGAGAGAAGCCCUAUAAAUGUAACGAAUGUGGAAAAGCCUUUGGUAAUAGUUCAGUCCUUCUUCGACACCAACAACUUCAUACCAUAGAAUAAAUCCUGCUAAUAUUAAAACUUGGGGAAAGAAGUUUUUCAUCAUUUGCCCUAAUUUUCCGUGGCAUUUACUUCUAGCACCCAUAGGAAGGCCUGGCAUAUUGCUUGGCUCUCAACCCCUUAUUAAGUAUAUACAAAGCUUCCUAGCUAGGAUAGGUGUAUCAGAAAUAAUAUUUCCAUGUUAUGAUGUUAUGUAAUUUGGCCUACUUUCUCCUGCUCCUUUGACCUGUACAUCUGAUUCUUGACUGCCUGCCUACCCAAACUUUUAAUCAUACACUUUGCCCCUGAUCUUUGUAUUUUGGUUUUCAUCUACCUGCUUAUAUGGGUUCUGAUAUUAUUUUAUUAGUUUCUGUGCAUGUCUUAAUUUUUACUGGUUUACCUGGAUCCUCUCCCAUUGAUCUUCCCUGAUUUCAGGUAUCCAUAUAUGCCCUGAUAUAUACUUAUCUGUCUGCUUUCUAAUGUAGAGCUUUACACUGACUUUUAAUGAUAAUAUCCGGAGUCUUCACUAUUUAAUGGCAGGUUAUCACCUAUUUUGGAAGUCUGAUGUCUCAGCAAGUCCCUUGACUGUUCUACUCUUGGCUUCCUAUUGCUUCCUCUCUCUGUUAUAAUAAUAGCAGUAAUGCAAUGUAUAAGUGAUUUAUUACUUAUUCAAGAAUCAUCCUUUCUUCCAUUUGUCUCUUUUCUGUGGCCAAGUGAGAGCAACGUCUGUUGUGACAUUUACAGUUAUGAAUUGUCUGUACUAUUGAAUUAUACUCUUUAAGUCUCUUAACAGUGCUGAACUUAAAGAGAAUCUCCAAAUAGGAUGUUUUUUUAAAGCAGUAAGAAAAAAAUCAAGAGGCAUUAUUUAGCCUUUGUGUCAAGAGACAUUUACUAAUGAUUAGAGCUGUACCAAGGUCUAAUAGGCUCCCUAAAAAGAUGGAGUUGCUUUCCUCUCAUUUGACAUCUUCCAGCAAAGGCCUACUCAACAACUUGUUGGAUACAUUGUAGGAAGGGAUUCUUUUUCAGAUAGGGGUUGGACUAGAAAAUCGCUGAGGUCCCUUAUAAGGCAGAAAUUCUAUGAUCUUAUUAAUAGAUGCCUCUUUGACACUUAAAAGAGUAGAUGUCAUAAUUUUGAGUCUUCCCAUUAAAGUGAGCUGAUUUUCCACACUCUUGGUCUCUGCUUCUUUACAACA